Messenger RNA from Diabrotica virgifera virgifera (western corn rootworm), 893 nucleotides. RefSeq lists its product as uncharacterized. The record is from RefSeq and is a predicted model, not a curated record. The transcript has a single exon. The coding region runs from base 99 to 893 and encodes 264 amino acids. Lineage: Eukaryota; Metazoa; Arthropoda; Insecta; Coleoptera; Chrysomelidae.
AAUUCAAUUUUAAUUUAAUUGUAACAAAGUAAAUAAACGGUAGGCACUGCUUUCUCCGCACUUUUGAGGUGGAAAGCAGUGCUUGGCGCCGAAUAAUAAUGAAAAAGUUUUUGGAGAAAGGAAAAGGUUAUGAGAGUGAUAGCUCGACAACGGACGAAGGUACAAAAAGAAAAAUGAGAGAGGGGGACAACGAAAAUGAGGAGAGAGAAGAGCACGCGAAGAGCAGAAAGCUUUCAACGAAUUCACCACAAAAAAAGUACGAAUCAAAACUAGAUACCAUAAUCGAAAUGAUGAGUAAAUUGUCAAACGAUGUCACAGAGAUAAAGAAAGACCAAAAGAGCAGUAAAGAAGCAAUAGAACAGCUCAUUGAAGAUAACCGAAAGUUGAAGAACGAGAACAAACAACUUAAACAAGAAAACAAGGAAAUCAAAGAGGAAUUGAAAGAAAUAAAGGAAAAUAUGGAAUUUAUGGAAAAACAACGGAGGAAGAACAACGUAGUAAUGAAUGGAUUAACAAUAGACACCUAUGAACAAGGAGCAAUAAAAGAGGCGAUGCUGAAUUUGUUCAAAGGACAUAUGGAAAUUGAGGUCAAAAUAAAAAAUGCAUACAAGUUGGGAACAAAAACCUGUCUGAUUGAACCAGAAGACCAGGAAGACAAAAUCAAAGUCAUGAAGAAUAAGUCCAAGCUAAAAAAUUACAAGGAAGAAAAAAUAUAUAUCAACAAUGACACCACAAUGAGAGAAAGAGAAAUACAAAAAACUAUCCGGAUGAUCGCACGAGAAGAGAGAGAUAAAGGUAAUGAGGUAAAAAUUGGUACAGAUAAACUCUGGGUAAAUAAUGAAGAAUGGAAAUGGAAUAAUAAAGAAGAUAAGAUAGAAAAAUCAAAAAACUAA